Messenger RNA from Juglans microcarpa x Juglans regia, 2144 nucleotides. Its product is annotated as pentatricopeptide repeat-containing protein At3g56550. Bases 90 to 1832 code for a protein of 580 amino acids. The record is from RefSeq and is a predicted model, not a curated record. Gene Ontology annotation, molecular function: RNA binding; zinc ion binding; protein binding. The transcript has a single exon. Gene Ontology annotation, biological process: RNA modification. Lineage: Eukaryota; Viridiplantae; Streptophyta; Magnoliopsida; Fagales; Juglandaceae.
GGCGCGCGCAACAUCUGUGUUUUUUUUUUUUUUCAAAUAAUUCUCGUGAUCUCAUUUAUAGAAUUUUGCAAAGGUCAGAAUCCUAAGAGAUGUCCAAAGCCGACACCAUCCUUAAGCUGUUACAAGGCUGUAACUGUAUCAGAAGGCUUCACAAAAUCCAUGCACUCGUCAUCACUAACGGUCUCCAACACCACGGUGCCGUUUCCACCAAACUCCUCAACUUUUGUGCCGUCUCUGUCUCUGGCUCCUUGGCCUACGCUCAACUUCUUUUCCAUUGCAUUGAUAACCCACAAACUCAGGCUUGGAACUCCAUUAUCAGAGGUUUCGCCAAGAGCCCUUCUCCUAUCCAAGCCAUUCUAUACUACAAUGACAUGGUCUUCGCUUUGGUUGCUCGGCCCGACACUUUCACCUUCUCGUUUGUUCUCAAGGCCUGCGAGAGAGUUACGGGGGAGAGAAAGUGCAGAGAAGUCCAUGGGACAAUAAUAAGAUGUGGAUAUGAGAGUGACGUUGUUGUUUGUACUAAUCUUCUUAGGACGUACGCGCUAAAUGGGUCCAUUGAUCUAGCACAAAGGGUGUUUGAUAGUUUGUCUGAAAGAGACCUGGUUUCUUGGAAUUCAAUGAUUUCGUGCUAUUCGCAGGCUGGGUUUCACCAUGAGGCAUUGAAGGUAUACGAUAGGAUGAAGAAUGAGACUACCGGCCUUGAUGGAUUUACACUUGUUGGGUUGCUGUCCUCUUGUGCUCACGUAGGUGCAUUGAAUUUUGGGGUUCAUUUGCAUGGCAUUGCUCUUGAAGAGGGGUUUGUGGAAAAUAUUUAUGUUGGAAAUGCACUAAUCGAUAUGUAUGCAAAAUGUGGUAGCUUGGAUGAUGCUCUUCAUGUCUUCAAUAGCAUGCAGAAGCGGGAUGUUUUUACAUGGAACUCAAUUAUUGCUGGGUGUGGAGUGCACGGUCGUGGGGAUGGAGCAGUCUCUAUCUUUAGGCAGAUGUUGAUGGCAGGAGUUCAACCAAAUUCCAUUACAUUCACUGGUUUGUUGUGUGGAUGUAGUCACCAAGGUUUGGUUGAGGAGGGUGUUGAAUAUUUCCACAUGAUGAGCUCCAAGUUCAAUUUGAAGCCUGGAGUUAAGCAUUAUGGAUGCAUCGUAGAUUUGUUUGGACGAGCUGGGAAGCUUGAGAAGGCACUUGAAAUAAUAGAGACUUCUCCAACACCAGAUGAUCCAGUCCUAUGGCGAAUUUUGCUUGGCUCUUGUAAGAUUCACAAGAAUGUGAAAAUAGGAGAAACUGCCAUGAGGAAUCUGAUGCAGCUUGGGGAAUCAACUGGAGGGGACUGUAUAUUGCUUUCUACAAUUUAUGCUGGAGCCAAAGAUACUGCUGGUGUAUCAAAGAUGAGAAAAUUGAUUAAAAGCCAAGGAAUGAAAACAACCCCAGGUUGGAGCUGGAUUGAAGUUGGUGAUCGUAUUCAUAAAUUUGUCGUGGAUGACAAGUCCCAUCCUGGUUACAAUGAAAUUUAUCACAAACUGAGAGAAGUAAUCCACCAGGCUACCUUGUUUGGUUAUGUGCCAGAGGAAUCUUUUAUCAAUGUGGCUGGAUUGAUUACCGAAGAGUGCCUGGAAACUUCCACAUCAUAUCAUAGCGAGAAGCUGGCAAUUGCUUUCGGGUUGGCAAAAACUUCAAAAGGAACACCUUUACGAAUUGUAAAGAAUUUAAGAGUUUGUAGAGAUUGCCAUUCGUUUACGAAAUACAUUUCGAGAGCAUUUAAUCGGGAAAUAAUUGUUAGGGACCGAGUUCGUUUCCAUCACUUCAAAGGAGGACUUUGUUCUUGUAAAGAUUACUGGUGAUGACUGAUGAUACUCGUUGACUUUUCCCCUGUAAAAUAUCGCAGCCCAGUGCCAAUACCUUAGAAUCUAGAAGGCCACAUCAUUGUGUUACAGUUUAUAAACAAUUAUGAUGUGAUUCAUUGUUUCACAUGCAAACAGGUCAUUUGGGAUUUGUUCUUGUGAACGGGUUACAUUUCUCACCCGAGAAAGUGGUUUCACAUGCUAACAGGUCAUUUGGGAUUCGGAGAAUUUCUUGCUUUUUCGCCCUUUGAAUGAUGUCUGAAGGAUCAAACUGACAGAUGUGAUUCAUUGAACCAGGGUGGAUGGUUUGCG